Molecule: messenger RNA, 3882 nt
Organism: Blastomyces dermatitidis ER-3
Lineage: Eukaryota; Fungi; Ascomycota; Eurotiomycetes; Onygenales; Ajellomycetaceae
Product: protein bimA
Exons: 4
Coding region: 719-3154 (811 amino acids)
Biological process (GO): cell division
Molecular function (GO): protein binding
Source: RefSeq, a predicted model, not a curated record
CCCCCAAUCAGUUAUUAGUUAAAUAUUUAAAUCUGUCUAUAUCUCGUGCCCGUUAACCCACGGCCCGCACCUCGCUCUGGACAAUUCCUAUCAUAUCUGUACGAUCGCCUUGGGCUUCUGUUGACCCAACAGCAAUAUGAAAGCCUAGGCCACUUGCUCAUAGAAACUGCUGCUGGGUGUUGUUGUCUCGUGUGGUGCUGCUGGGUAAAUAAAUAAAUAAAUAUCCCAUGAACUGAACUGUUCAUCCUCGCCGCCGCAGUCCUCCUCGACACCUCCUCAGGAUCUUUCUCAGUUGAAUCUGCGGUGGAAGAUGCACUGUCUUCCUCCCGCGCUGAGUCGUCCAUGAGUCGUCCAUCAACUAUUUAAAUAAUCAUUAAUCAUUCUCUAAAAAGCGCGCGGUUGUCUCUUCUCUCGCGGCUUCCUUCCCCCAGAUUCCUCUUCGGCCAAUCAUCCCAGUGCCAAAAUCCUCCGCCACCACCCCCUUCACACACAUCACACACGCCUGCAUCAUACAAUACUGUCAUCCAUUUCGAUAGCUACAUAACAUUCAAACUCUUCCUCCUUCAUACCUGCAUGCGUUACUCACUCCUAAGAUAGAAUACGCCGUCCGGCAACCCACCUGGCUUGUCCCGCCCUAGCAACCCACCUCAAAUCUCGACGAAAACCAAUACAUUAUAAACAACAAAAUAAUAAUAUAAAAAAGACCUUAUCCUGUGCCAUGGCCCCUUCUGCACCCCACAUCUCUAGCCAGCUAAGGCAACUAAUAUACUAUCACCUCGAUAACAACCUCAUCCGCAACGCCCUCUUCCUUGCCGGCCGUCUCCACGCUUUCGAACCCCGGUCGUCUGAGGCCUCCUAUCUCCUCGCUCUCUGCCACCUCCAGAGCGGCCAGCCUAAAGCUGCUUGGGAAUACAGCAGGAAUUCUGGAUCCAGAGGGACACAUGCUGGCUGUUCGUACGUCUAUGCUCAGGCAUGUCUGGACCUGGGCAAAUACAUUGAAGGGAUCACUGCGUUGGAAAGGAGCAGGAAUCUGUGGGCUUCUAAGAAUACCUGGAAUAAACAUAGCGAAACCCGCCGACAGCACCUCCCCGAUGCUGCAGCAUGUCUUUGCUUACAGGGAAAGUUGUGGCACGCCCAUCAGGAUCUGCAUAAAGCUGUCGAUUGCUAUGUUGAAGCUCUAAAAUUAAAUCCUUUCCUUUGGGAUGCAUUUCUCGGUCUCUGCCAAACAGGUGCCAAUAUACGAGUCCCCAACAUCUAUAAGAUGUCUCCAGAGAUGUUGGCAAUGCUUCCGUCCUCACAAGUACUCGAAAGCUCUGCAACAUUCGAGAAAGUCGCACAGACAAACGGCCCUUUGCAGGCUCAGCCAAAUAUCAACCAUAACCUAGAUCCGUUCACCUCGUUUAGCGCUCGUGUUGACGCCGCAAAUGGUUCUUCUGCGCUUUGGGAAAAGUUAAAUGGCAGCAACGUGAGUGUUGUUUCGGUCAAUGCCCCAGCUCCCGAAGGCUUGGAAACUCCAGUUGCACAAAGCGAUUCGGACGAACUUCGAGGCGGCGGCAGCGGUGUAGCUUCUGGUGAUCCGACUUGGGAGCCCCCUCUUGCACCUGCCAGGAAGAACAAAACCAUCCAGACUCUGGGUCUAGAUUAUGGUGCUGAUCCGCCACCUAAAAUGAAGACGACACUCAAACCCAGAAGUAAGACCAGGGUGGACCCAGAGGAUGCGCACGCGGCCAUUGUCUCUAGGGAAACUACUGCACCGUCAUUUGGAGGCGAACGGAAAAGAACGGUAUCCGGUCAGGUUGCCCACCACACAAGCUCACAACCCCCUGAGCCAGGAGCUCCGCAGCGACGUAGUGUGCGGCUGUUUAACCAGAUCCGCCCGACCAGCAGCAAAUUUUCAACCUCUUCAGCAGCGUUCGGAGCGCGGGAUGGUCGGGAGAUUAAAAAGGUGAAGUCGACUGGUGCAAAACCUCGAACCGUUUCUGGAUCGACGAUGGGCCGAGUGGUUAGCGGCAAUCGAAAGGCAGCUCCAGAUGGAAUGGACAUUGAUAAUAAAGAGAGUCGGGGAGUUCCCGUUUCUGCUGUUCCGAAUGGGGUGGUUGGCGGACAAUCGAAGAGUAGCGUCCCGGACAAAUCCAAGGACAUCGAGGCUCUUAACUGGGUUUUAGAUCUUUUUGCAAAACUUGCAGAGGGAUACUCUGCGCUUAUGGCAUAUAAAUGCCAAGAGGCAAUCCAGAUAUUCAACACGCUCCCGCAGAGUCAGCGGGAAACACCCUGGGUUCUGUCACAGAUCGGCCGUGCGAAUUACGAGCAAGGAUUAUAUGCAGAAGCUGAGAAAUAUUUCAUUCGAGUCAAAACUAUCGCACCGUCAAGGUUGGAGGAUAUGGAGGUCUACUCGACAGUUCUAUGGCAUUUGAAGAAUGAAGUUGAAUUGGCGUAUUUGGCGCACGAGCUGAUGGAGGUAGAUCGGCUCUCACCACAGGCCUGGUGUGCCAUCGGCAACUCCUUCUCCCUACAAUCUGACCAUGACCAAGCGCUCAAGUGCUUCAAACGCGCAACACAACUGGAUCAUACCUUCGCCUACGCCUUUACCUUGCAGGGUCAUGAAUACGUCUCGAAUGAAGAGUACGAUAAGGCGUUGGACGCUUACCGGCACGGAAUCAGUGCUGACAGCAGACAUUAUAACGCGUGGUACGGUAUUGGCAAAGUAUAUGAGAAAAUGGGCAAAUACAAAUUUGCGGAACAGCACUACCGGACAGCGUCCAAUAUCAAUCCAACCAAUGCGGUGUUGGUAUGGUGUAUCGGUUUGGUGCUGGAGAGGAUGGGUAAUCAAAAGGCUGCGCUGCUUCAGUACGGACGAGCCUGCUCGCUUGCGCCCCAGUCAGUUCUCGCUCGAUUGCGCAAGGCGCGAGUUUUAAUGAAGCUUAAUGAGCUUAAACUUGCACACGUGGAACUUAAGAUUCUGAAAGAUCUUGCUCCCGAUGAACCGAAUGUACAUUAUCUAUUGGGGAAGUUGUACAAAAUGCUCCAUGACAAGGCCAAUGCGAUCAAGCAUUUCACGACGGCCUUGAAUCUGGAUCCAAAGGCUGCUCAGUUUAUCAAAGAUGCAAUGGAAUCGUUAGAGAAUCCCGAAGACGAUGAUGAGGAUAUGGGAUGAUUUAAAAUCGCGGCCCACACUUGAUUGUAUCUUUAUAUUUCCUGCUUUUUUUACCCCUGCAGAUAGAUAUCUGCCUCUCAUCGCAGCCUGUGGACUCCCCCCCAAUUACUGUCCCCAGCCAUCCACCACCUCACUUGUGCCUCCACUCCCACACUGUCUUGUCUUUUCAGCUUAGCCUAGCGAGAUGUCUGAUGUCUGGAGGUUGUUCUUCUUCUUCUUUUCUUUUCUUUUUCUUUUCUUUUCUUUUCCUUUCUUUUACCUGUGCUGGGCAUUCGGUUUGGUGUUUGGUAUUUUCUCCAAAACUGGCACGACGUGCAUGAGCAUGAACAUGAGCAUGAGAAACAGGCGUUUUCUGGAUAUUUGAUUUGGUCCUUGCUUUUUUCUUUCUUCCUUUUUCUCUUUUACCUCCUUACUCCUUUCCCCGCAACUUCUUUCGUUUUAAUUCUGGAUACAAACCUGCACAGAUGUACACUUUCUCUCGAGAGGGGAGGCUCGAACGGAGAGGGUAGUGAUUGGGAAGUGAUUUGUUGGAUGGAAACUGGACGGGGAAAUAUGAAGGAUUCCAAUCUCCAAAACUAUCCAAGGAUGGCUUUUGAGAGAAGUGUAUGUCUUCUGUAACCUGCGAGAGCUGCCCUGUGAAUACAAAUUAAUGAUUAUUACCCCAUGGAGACGGCCUUCAUUCUUAUUCCCAAUUUAUUAUUAUUAAUACUCUUUAUUUUUAUUUUAUU